GGAAACCUUGCUUGCCACUUCGAGUAAUUUGAAGUUCUAGGCGCAUUGUCGGGCCCGCUUUGCCCAGAUUCCGCAAUUAUUAUCCUCCGUCUUGACAGGCUCAGUUUCGAACCUGCGCGUUCGCCCGACAGGCUGCUCCCCGAUCAUCGAGCUAGUCACAACAUGGUGCGAAACCAGACCAACUGCGUUUCACCCUCGACAUUGUCCUGGUCUGCGACGAGUUGCGCCGUUUCGGCGACAGCGCGUACGGUUGCUUUUUGUGGGAGAAGGAGGAGGAGGAGGAAGGACCAGAGCAACGUUGGCGCCCGCGGACGACGGCGCGCUAGAGGCUCCGAGACACAUAAUUACCGCUUCCGAGAAGAAGAGUCGUAGCAUCGGUAUCAGACCUGGCCUUUCUUGGCGCCGAUUCCGUCGGCCGUGAAUUACCAGGAAGCACAACACUCACAGCCUUCUCUUCCUCCACCGGCCUGGCAACAUGGGAUAUUAGUGGAUGGGCUAAUUGAAAGCUGCUUCGCCGGAUGAUUUUGGCACCGGUGCAGAGAAGCAUCGACAUCGAUAAUACGCGCGUAAGGUAGGUACGUAAGUACGUGGUAGUCAUCCGCAGUAGAUGCUUGAGAGGUCAUGAGCAUUUGAGCGGCCACUGACGUCAGAAAUAACUAAUUAGGGCUUUCAUCUGCCAACAUAUCAAACAGCAUCCUUUCGUGAGACAGGUUUCAGGCUGCUGACCUAAUCCCCACGGUCCUGGGCCGUUUUCAGAGCUCGCGCGCCCC
Messenger RNA from Thermothelomyces thermophilus ATCC 42464, 770 nucleotides. RefSeq lists its product as uncharacterized. The record is from RefSeq and is a predicted model, not a curated record. The transcript has a single exon. NCBI's taxonomy places the organism in Eukaryota, Fungi, Ascomycota, Sordariomycetes, Sordariales, Chaetomiaceae. The coding region runs from base 163 to 372 and encodes 69 amino acids.